Podospora pseudopauciseta is the source of this 635-nucleotide messenger RNA. RefSeq names its product snoRNP complex protein (gene NOP10). The transcript is spliced from 2 exons. Lineage: Eukaryota; Fungi; Ascomycota; Sordariomycetes; Sordariales; Podosporaceae. The record is from RefSeq and is a predicted model, not a curated record. Gene Ontology annotation, molecular function: telomerase RNA binding; snoRNA binding. Gene Ontology annotation, cellular component: box H/ACA snoRNP complex. The coding region runs from base 1 to 189 and encodes 62 amino acids. Gene Ontology annotation, biological process: positive regulation of telomerase RNA localization to Cajal body; snRNA pseudouridine synthesis; ribosome biogenesis.
AUGCAUCUCAUGUACAUCCCCACCGCCGACGGCCUCGGCCGCCAGUACACCCUCAAAAAGGUCCUCGACGGCAAGGUCACCCGCUCUGCCCACCCGGCGCGCUUCUCCCCCGACGACAAGUGGUCCCGCCACCGGCUCGCGAUGCGCAAGAGAUAUGCUGCCUUGUUGGAUGCCGCCGAGAAGAAGUAAAAUAAAAAUAUACUUCGCGAUCGCAUCAUCCAGUACGAUACCAAAAGCAGCAAAUAAACAGCGCCGAGCAGGAAGGAGAAGUGUAGGAAAUAGGUCGACAGAAGGAGAUACCCAACAGCGCUAUUACCAGGUCAAUUCAGCGCUCCAUUUUCUAUCCAUCACCCAAUCAAGUCUUUUUGGCAGGAUUGAGAGGAGGAGGAAGAAGACAAGUGGUUUCACUACUUGUUGCCAGUUAAACUGGAGCAGAACAUGAAUUGGAGCCGAUAGCAGCGAAACUGUGCUACCAGCGCAUAAUCAUACGGGGAAAAUGGAAAAGGGCUCUGUUUUUCUCUAGGUGUUCAGGGAGUUCAUACUUUGUGGAAUUAUCCCCUAGGUUGUCAUUGACAUUCAGCAACAAUACACACACACAAACCCACAAUUGCAUUUUUGUGGCACCAUCGCAGGAU